This is a messenger RNA of Acanthamoeba castellanii str. Neff, 609 nucleotides long. RefSeq names its product clathrin adaptor complex small chain subfamily protein. Gene Ontology annotation, biological process: endocytosis; intracellular protein transport. The transcript is spliced from 5 exons. Lineage: Eukaryota; Discosea; Longamoebia; Acanthamoebidae. Bases 1 to 609 code for a protein of 202 amino acids. The record is from RefSeq and is a predicted model, not a curated record. Gene Ontology annotation, cellular component: clathrin adaptor complex; cytoplasmic vesicle.
AUGAUUUCGGCCAUAUUUGUGCUCAAUUCGAGGGGCGACGUUCUCAUCUCUCGCCUUUUCAGAGAUGACGUAAGUCGUGGCGUGGCGGACACGUUUCGGCUGCAGGUCAUCAACGCCAAGGAAGUGCGUUCGCCCAUCUCCAGCAUCAGCGGCACCUCGCUGCUUCACGUGCGGAGCGGCGACAUCUACCUGCUCGCCGCCACGAAGCAGAACGUCGACUGCGCUCUCGUCUUCUCCCUCCUCAACCAGCUGGUCCUCAUCUUCAGGUCCUACUUCGGCGGCAAGUUCGACGAAGACCACAUCCGUAAGAACUUCGUUCUCAUCUACGAGCUCUUGGACGAGGUGAUCGACUAUGGGCAUCCGCAGAACAGCGACAUCGAGGCCCUCAAGCUCUACAUCACGCAGGCCAAGAACAAGAACAAGCUCGCCGCCGUUGCUGCGGCCGACGACGACAAGAUCAGGAAGAUCACGGUACAGGUGACGGGCGCCGGACCCUGCCCCUGGAGGCAGCCCGGCAUAAAGUACCGCAAAAACGAACUCUUCAUCGACGUCAUCGAAUCCGUCAACCUCCUCAUCUCCGCCAAGGGCAACGCAAGCGCAGGCUGUUGA